Messenger RNA from Macaca mulatta (Rhesus monkey), 924 nucleotides. RefSeq names its product olfactory receptor, family 12, subfamily D, member 2 (gene OR12D2). Gene Ontology annotation, biological process: G protein-coupled receptor signaling pathway. Lineage: Eukaryota; Metazoa; Chordata; Mammalia; Primates; Cercopithecidae. The record is from RefSeq and is marked inferred. Gene Ontology annotation, cellular component: membrane. Gene Ontology annotation, molecular function: olfactory receptor activity; G protein-coupled receptor activity.
AUGCUGAAUACAACCUCAGUCACCGAAUUUCUCCUCUUGGGAGUGACAGACAUUCAAGAACUGCAACCUUUUCUCUUCGUGGUUUUCCUCACCAUCUACUUCAUCAGUGCGGCUGGGAAUGGAGUCAUUCUGAUGAUUGUCAUCUCUGAUCCUAGACUCCAUUCCCCUAUGUAUUUCUUCCUGGGAAACCUGUCAUGCCUGGAUAUCUGCUACUCUACGGUGACACUGCCAAAGAUGCUGCAGAACUUCCUCUCUACACACAAAGCAAUUUCUUUCUUGGGAUGCAUAAGCCAGCUCCAUUUCUUCCACUUCCUGGGCAGCACAGAGGCCAUGCUGUUGGCCGUGAUGGCAUUUGACCGCCUUGUGGCUAUCUGCAAGCCACUUCGCUACACUGUCAUCAUGAACCCUCAGCUCUGUACCCAGAUGGCCAUCACAAUCUGGACCAUUGGUUUCUUCCAUGCCCUGCUGCACUCCGUAAUGACUUCUCGCUUGAACUUCUGUGGUUCCAACUGUAUCCAUCACUUCUUCUGUGAUGUGAAGCCAUUGCUAAAGCUGGCCUGUGGGAACACGGAGCUCAAUCAGUGGUUGCUCAGUACUGUCACAGGGACAAUUGCCAUGGGCCCCUUCUUUCUGACACUUCUCUCCUAUUUCUACAUUAUCACCUAUCUCUCCUUCAAGACCCAUUCUUGUAGCAUGCUCCACAAAGCACUGUCCACGUGUGCCUCCCACUUCAUGGUAGUUAUUCUUUUGUAUGCACCUGUUCUCUUCACCUAUAUUCAUCCUGCCUCAGGGACCUCCAUGGACCAGGACCGGAUCAUUGCCAUCAUGUACACUGUGGUCACUCCAGUACUAAACCCACUGAUCUACACUUUGAGGAACAAGGAAGUGAAGGGGGCCUUGGUUAGAGUGAUCAGAAGGCUUUGA